Molecule: messenger RNA, 858 nt
Organism: Gamsiella multidivaricata
Lineage: Eukaryota; Fungi; Mortierellomycota; Mortierellomycetes; Mortierellales; Mortierellaceae
Product: SacI homology domain-containing protein
Exons: 2
Coding region: 81-620 (179 amino acids)
Molecular function (GO): phosphatase activity
Source: RefSeq, a predicted model, not a curated record
CCCCCCCCCCCCUCCUCGCCCUACUCUUCACUUCUCCAUUACCUAUCUCACCUUCCCUCGGGGCCAAUUUGUCUUCUGCCAUGCAGUCUGAGGUCUAUCUGUCCUCACAUGGCCAGGAUGCACGCACCAUCGCCCUCAAGCCCUGUCCAGGAAGCCGUUUCGACUCUUCCGCCGACCAGGGUCACGUCCUCUAUCUGGCCCCACACCAUCAACCCACGCCCAACGGGCUACCCCAGGUCUCAGUCCGGCUCGAGCCUGCUGCUGAUUUCCACCCGGGCUUCUACCGCAAAGUCCACAGUCGACCGGUCUAUGGCUGCCUUGGCCUUAUGCACCAUGCACAAGACACUUUUAUUGCCCUCGUAACAGGAUGCGUCAAGGUCGGUGACCUUCGACUGGGCGAAACUGUCUACAGGAUUGUAGCCGUCAAGUUCUUCUCCCUCACAGGGAAUACGCCUGACGAGGACAUGAUCCCAGCACCCUACAAUCCAGAGACAGCUAGCGAGAACGAAGGCCCGACCAUGAUGCCCCACCCCUGUCGCGACCUUGAAAAAGUCCUCUGCAACGGCGCCUUCUUCUUCUCACCACAGUUCGACCUCACCCGUUCGAUCCAGUCGCGGUAAGUCGUCGUUGUUUACUUCAAUCAUUCAAUACGUUUACAUUACGGCGCGCAGGUGUCUAUAGCAUCUCUGUUUAUUGUGUUUAUUUUCGUGCUUCGUCCAUAGGGCACUCAAGCUGCACGAGAAACAGAGCGCCGAGUCAAAUCUUAACUACGACGAACGAUUCCUGUGGAACAUGUUCAUGUUGAAGGAGCUGCUCGUCUUCAGAUCACAUCUGGAUGAACAGGAGCGCGAAGAGCUG